Lizanozyma spartinae is the source of this 1524-nucleotide messenger RNA. It is a transcript of the gene AIM14, whose product is annotated as putative metalloreductase. Lineage: Eukaryota; Fungi; Ascomycota; Pichiomycetes; Serinales; Debaryomycetaceae. Gene Ontology annotation, cellular component: plasma membrane. The transcript has a single exon. Gene Ontology annotation, molecular function: oxidoreductase activity. The coding region runs from base 1 to 1524 and encodes 507 amino acids. The record is from RefSeq and is a predicted model, not a curated record.
AUGGUAACCAGUAACAGAGUUCAAUCUCGACACGAAGGCUCCCAUCAUAAAAUCAAUAUCAAAUAUGGUAAUCUUUUGCUUUGCUUGACUGUUGUGUUUGCUUUGCUCAUAUACUGUUGGCGUCGUUUUAUAGCUCCAAGGCUGUGGAGAUCAAAAGGAUAUCCUCCAGAGAUUAAAUCUUUAAGAACCAGAAAAGCUCAACUUUUUUGGCUGACGGCAUGCUGGAGUGGAAUUAUUUUAGGGUUAGCGUUUUUCCAUAUCAAUCUACCAAGUGAAUAUGUUACUCUAGGAAAACGGUUUGGUCGGUUGGCUUAUGCAUUGGUACCAUUGGAUAUACUUUUAGUAAUCAGACCUGGUUUUCUAGGUAACUAUCUUGAUUUGGUAGGAUUGCACAAAUGGAUCUCUCGGAUUAUUUUUGCCUGUUUGACAGAACAUGCUCUUGCCUAUUACUACAAGUGGUGGAAGGCUGGAGACGUGAUCAAAAAGUCAUUCCAUGUUUCAAACUUAUUGGGGGUGAUUGUGUUUUGGGUGUUUGUUGGCUUGAUAAUAAUCUCCCUCAAGUUCUUCAGAAACAAAUGUUAUGGCCUAUUUUAUAUUUACCACAAUGUUGCCUUGGUACUUAUGGUUGUAUUGAUUCCCUUCCAUGCCAGACCAGGAGUCACUGUUUUUGCAAUAAUAUCCGUCAUAUUACUAGGGGUUCAACUUUAUUAUAAGGUGGCAUAUCUGAGUUCUGUAAUAUUAGAGGUUGUCCAGGGGAGAGCGGGAAGCAAGCUUCAAGUGGUGAAAUUCGUGAAACCCAACUCCCUUGAUGUUUCUUGGUUACCCGGUUCACAUAUUCGUCUUAAUGGGCUUCUGUUUAAGGAAUACUUACUUCCUUCGCAUCCGUAUACUAUUUCGUCUCCGCACAGUGAGAGCUCAGUGAGUCUCAUAAUUCAAAAGUCUAGAUUUAUACCUGUUAGUGAGUGCUAUUAUGUUGUUAGUGGCCCCUUUGAAUCUUCAAUACCCGAAGGGUUUUAUGAGAAUGCCGAUCAAAAGACCAUUUUAAUCAUUUGUGGAGGCUCUGGAAUAUCGUUUGGUUUGCCUGUGCACCAAAAUCUACAAUCAUUAGGUGUCAAUUCCAGAUUAGUAUGGGUAAUUAGAUCUAAAGCGGAUUUGUAUAUAUUGGAUCAUUUCUCCCAAAUGGAAAACGUUGAUGUUUAUGUGACAGGGAUAUCCGAAGAUAUGUUUACGUCCUCACCAAAUGGCGAAGAUCGCUUUGAAGUUGAAGAACUUCUAGAUGAAGAAAAUGGAAUUCAAUUAGAGACCAUGGAAGAAGUGGAAGAUAGCCAAGAUCCGUACAACGAUAAAAACCCAAGCUAUAGACAACAUAGAGGUAGACCACAACUAGAUGACAUUGGAUUUGGCUUGGAAUCAGAGGUGAAUCCCUGGGUCAUAGCCUGUGGUCCUAAGGAUUUAGUAAAUGAAAGUGAAAAAUGGUGUAGUUCAAAAGGUAUCCAUUUCCUUUCAGAAACAUACCAGUUCUAA